GUAAUGCAAAUCUUGCCGUUACAAUCAUUUCUCUUUCCCUUCUCACUCUUUCAGCUCUCUGUCUCUCUCUCUCUCCGCCAUUAACACUCAAAUAAACAAUCUUUGAAUCUUUUUUUCAUUGACCCAUCAAAAAUCCCAAUUCAAUUGAACAGUUACAAUCAAUCUUGAAAUGCUGUUUUAGUCAAAAACUUUCACAAAGAUUUAACAUUUAUUUUUGGUGAUACGAAUUGCAUUCAAUGGCUCCAACACCAUCAUCUUCUUCAAAAUCAAAUCAUACCCAUUUUAAUCAAAUAAGAACUCCACAUUCUAAACAACGUUUAAAUUUCAAUUCCUCAAAAAUUCCUCAUCCUUCACCAAACCCUAAUCAAAACCCUAAUUUACCACCGCCAGAACAUCCUGUUGAAGUAAUCGGAAGAAUUAGGAAUCUUCCCGAAUCAGUUAAAGAUGAAAAACCCAUUUCUAGCGUCUUUCAAGUAAACCCAGAUCACCAGACUAUUCGGGUCAAAACUGAAAUUGGGUAUAGAGAUUUUACUCUUGAUGGAGUUUCUUCCUCUGAGGAAGAUGAUCUUGAAGGGUUUUAUAAGAAGUUUAUUGAGAGUAGGAUUCUUGGGGUCAAAAUGGGUGCUAAAUGUACUAUAAUGAUGUACGGGCCAACGGGUUCGGGUAAAAGUCACACCAUGUUUGGGUGCUUGAAGCAACCUGGGAUUGUUUAUAAGUCUUUAAAAGAUAUUUUGCAGGAGAAAGAAAAUGGUAAUGGAGUUGGAAUGUUUGUGCAAGUUUCUGUCCUAGAGAUUUACAAUGAGGAGAUUUAUGAUCUUCUGUCUUGUGAUAAAGGUGGUGGAUCAUUUAAUCUUUGGUCCAAAGGCAGUGCUUCUAAGGUAAAACUAGAAGUGAUGGGAAAGAAAGCUAAAAAUGCAACAUUCAUAUCUGGAAACGAGGCUGGAAAAAUAGUGAAGGAGAUUCAGAAAGUGGAGAAGCGAAGGAUUGUCCGAAGCACAAAUUGCAACGACAGAAGUUCACGGAGCCACUGCAUGAUAAUCUUGGAUGCCCCGACUGUUGGUGGAAGGCUGAUGCUUGUCGAUAUGGCAGGAUCAGAAAACAUAGAACAAGCUGGUCAGGUUGGCUUUGAGGCCAAAAUGCAGACCGCAAAGAUUAAUCAAGGUAAUACAGCGUUGAAAAGAGUUGUCGAAUCUAUUGCCAAUGGUGAUUCCCAUGUACCAUUCAGAGACAGCAAGCUGACUAUGCUUUUGCAGGAUUCAUUCGAGGACGAUAAGUCGAAGAUAUUGAUGAUCUUAUGUGCAAAUCCAGACCCAAAAGAAAUGCAUAAAACAAUCUCUACACUCGAGUAUGGAGCGAAAGCAAAAUGCAUCGUUCGUGGCCCACAUACCCCUGUGAAUGAUAAGAUCAACGGUGAGGAUUCUUCUGCUGUGAUUAUGGGGUCACGAAUUGCUGCAAUGGAUCAGUUUAUUCUGAAGCUACAAACUGAAAACAAGCAGAGAGAGGAAGAGUGCAGUGAAGCGAAGAAGUUGCUUCAGAAAAAAGAAGAGGAGGUUUCAACGUUAAGGAUAAAACUCGAGCAGAUGGCAGGAGUAAAAGUCUCGGGUGCUAGUGAGGAGGAGAUCAACGAAAAGGUGAAUGAGCGUAUGGAGGUGAUGAGAAAAGAACUCGAGAAGCAACUAGAAGAGUGUCAAAGAAUGGCUAACGAAUAUGUCGAGUUGGAGAAAAGACGAAUGGAAGAAAAAAUACAACGGCAACAACAAGAAGUCGAAAUGUUGAGGCGAAGGUUAGAGGAAAUGGAACUUGAGCUAUCUCGUUCUAGGGACGGAAGUAGUGGAAGUAGUGAUGGAAGCGGGGUCGAGUUAGAAAGCCUUAGUCUUGUUAAAAGGCUAAAGGAAGUGUAUGCUGAGGAAGACUUCGGAAUGGAGAAGUCGAUGGACUUGGACACGGGCGAUCAAGAAUCUUAUACCUGCGAAGUGAAAAUCAUCGGGCAGUACCCCUCGAAUGUGCUCGGUGGGGUGCACAAUUCGUUCACUCCAAUGCUUGGUGAUAAAACGUAUCUUAGCACGGUUUUUGAGGAGGAUGAGGAAGAGGAUGACGAGGUAGAAAAGAAUGUAAUCGACGAAAAGAAAGUCUCGUCAUCUCCUAUAUCGAACGAGAUUCACCUCUCGCCCUCGUCUAGGAAAACCCGAAUUCAGAACAUCUUUACAUUGUGUGGAAACUACAGGGAACUUUCACAACACAAUCUAUCAGAAAAAUCGACACCCGAGAAUGAUAAUGCUACGAUUAUUACACCCGUUCGUUCACAAGCGUCUCCUGCUAGUACGCCUGUUCGUGCACAUCCUACCACACCGGAGCCUAUGAAGGAAAACUUGAAUCCAUUACCGAACACUGAAAAUGGUGUUCUGAUUGAGGUAUAUGUUAAGUGGGAGGUAACUAAGGAUAACCCAGGAAAAUUCAUCACCAAACUUAAGAUUGCUAAGGAUGCUAGCUUGGCUGAUUUGAGGAAACUUAUUGAUAUCCAUCUUGGGGUUGACAAGCAGGAUUUCACCUUUCUGUUGUUAGGGGACCCUACUGGCGCCCCAAUCUCGAAAGAAAAGGAAGCAACCGUUCAAGCGAGUAAACUACCGACAUGCAACAACCAACUGGGAGGGCACAUGGCAUGUUUGCGGCCGGCCAAGGGCGCUCAAACUCCUAGUAUUCAUCCUUUCACUCCCCUGGAAAACAAGCUUCCUACAACCCCAGUUUCUUGUGUGAAAAAGUUGGUUAAUGAGUCUUUAUCACCUGGCCAAGACUCUAAUCUAGGUUCCACUCCCUUUAUCACUGUUCGACGAUAUUAAGAGUUACAUACACCUAUGUACUCUGUAUGGACAGAUUUGUAUGACUGACUAGUGAAUUGUGAAGUGUAUUUUGUUAUAUAAUUCCUUUUGGCUACCUUUCUAA
Molecule: messenger RNA, 2940 nt
Organism: Amaranthus tricolor (Joseph's coat)
Lineage: Eukaryota; Viridiplantae; Streptophyta; Magnoliopsida; Caryophyllales; Amaranthaceae
Product: kinesin-like protein KIN-10A
Exons: 6
Coding region: 237-2837 (866 amino acids)
Biological process (GO): microtubule-based movement
Cellular component (GO): kinesin complex; microtubule
Molecular function (GO): microtubule binding; ATP hydrolysis activity; microtubule motor activity
Source: RefSeq, a predicted model, not a curated record